AUGUCGUUCACCGAAGGAGCCCCAGCUCACGGCAGAGUUGCGCAUUUGCUCCCUCAGACCUACAAGCGUCAGGUCUCGGAAUGGCUGGAAGAGGACACGCCAAGCCUUGACUAUGGCGGCUUCGUGGUGGGUGAGGAGAUGGCGGAGGCGAGGUUGUUGGGCAAGAGCAAGGGCGUGCUGGCCGGAGUGCCUUUCUUUGACGAGGUCUUCAAACAGCUCGACUGCACAGUGGAAUGGCACAUCCAAGAAGGCGAGGCUUUCGAGCCCGUAAAACACUGUGCCACGGUGAGAGGACCAGUCAGGAAGGUCCUUCUUGGUGAGAGAGUCGCCCUCAACACUCUGGCAAGAUGCUCCGGCAUCGCCACGAAAUCCUCCUCUCUGCUUGUCCUUCUGCGCGCCGCCGGCUACCGCAACACGCUCGCUGGCACGCGCAAAACGACCCCCGGUUUCCGGCUGGUCGAGAAGUACGGCAUGCUGGUGGGUGGGUGCGACGCGCACCGGCACGACCUGUCGACGAUGACGAUGCUGAAGGACAACCACAUCUGGGCGUGCCAGGGCUCCAUCACCAAGGCCGUGCACGCCGCCAAGGCUGCUGGUGGCUUUAGCGUCAAGGUCGAGGUCGAGUGCCAGUCGUUCGCAGAGGCGGACGAGGCCAUCGCGGCGGGCGCAGACGUCGUCAUGUUAGACAACUUCACCGGAGAUGGCGUGAAGAAGUGCGCGCGGCAGCUGAAGGAGAAGUGGGGCCGGGGCAAGGCGCUGGUGGAGGUCAGUGGCGGCUUGACCGAGGAGAAUGUCGAAGCGUAUGUGUGCGACGAUGUGGAUGUGGUCAGCACGAGCAGCAUACACCAGGGCGUCAAGCAUGUGGAUUUCUCGCUGAAGAUUGUGCCGAAGGGGCAGACCAAGAAGGGUGGAGAGACGGUGGAUGUAUGA
Molecule: messenger RNA, 930 nt
Organism: Diplodia corticola
Lineage: Eukaryota; Fungi; Ascomycota; Dothideomycetes; Botryosphaeriales; Botryosphaeriaceae
Product: nicotinate-nucleotide diphosphorylase
Exons: 4
Coding region: 1-930 (309 amino acids)
Biological process (GO): NAD+ biosynthetic process; quinolinate catabolic process
Cellular component (GO): cytoplasm
Molecular function (GO): nicotinate-nucleotide diphosphorylase (carboxylating) activity
Source: RefSeq, a predicted model, not a curated record